Molecule: messenger RNA, 654 nt
Organism: Ipomoea triloba (trilobed morning glory)
Lineage: Eukaryota; Viridiplantae; Streptophyta; Magnoliopsida; Solanales; Convolvulaceae
Product: RING-H2 finger protein ATL52-like
Exons: 1
Coding region: 12-554 (180 amino acids)
Biological process (GO): protein ubiquitination
Source: RefSeq, a predicted model, not a curated record
AUCAUCCCAUCAUGUCCGGCGAAUCCGACAACGACUCCGACAUCCUCCCCAAGCUCAUGAUCUGCUUCAUCGGCGCCGCCUCCGCCGCCGUGGUGAUCACGGUCUACCACUGCAUAGCCACGCGCAACGUGCGUGGCCUCCUAAGCCGCCGCAUUAAUCGGCGGCCAACGGCGGCGCCGCCGCAGCAGAACGAGUACCAGAGCAGCGUCGAGAACUCGAUGGCGGAGCUAAUUCCGGCCCACAAGUUCCAGAAGGGGGUCGGGUUGACCCGGGAUGGUGACGGCGUCUGCGCCGUUUGCCUGUCGGAAUUUGAGGACGGCGAGGAGCUGCGCACUUUGCCGGAAUGCAUGCACUCGUUCCACGUGGCGUGCAUUGAUAUGUGGUUCUACUCGCACACUAACUGCCCGGUUUGCCGGACGGAAGCCACGCCGUCGCCCCACGUGCUUAUACACUUGCUGGAUUCGAGCGUUCGAAGGUCGCCGCCGGCGCCGGGCCGGCCGCAGUCGCAGACAAAUGCAAUGAUGCCGUUGUUCAUAAGUGGUGUAAUGCAAUAAUAGCAGGAUAGAUGCUAGAAUCUAUGAAUUUUGUUUUACUUUAUUAUUAUUAUAUUUUGAAUGAGUAGGAAAAUCGAAAAUCACAGUUAUUACGUUAUUA